Molecule: messenger RNA, 5705 nt
Organism: Aplysia californica (California sea hare)
Lineage: Eukaryota; Metazoa; Mollusca; Gastropoda; Aplysiida; Aplysiidae
Product: ATP-citrate synthase
Exons: 31
Coding region: 231-3542 (1103 amino acids)
Biological process (GO): citrate metabolic process; tricarboxylic acid cycle; acetyl-CoA biosynthetic process
Cellular component (GO): cytosol
Molecular function (GO): ATP citrate synthase activity
Source: RefSeq, a predicted model, not a curated record
CAUAUUAACUAUCGGCUCAUCGCUAUCGGCUGAUGUUGACGAUUCAACACGCAUAGCGCACGCGUUGCAGUCAGCCGGCGCAGGACUACUUAUUUCUCCUCUCACUGGGGUGUCAUUCUAACAAGAGUGUUGUUCAACGUUUGGUGUGAUACUCCAAGGCCAGCAUCAGUUUUACUACUCAAAGCUUUUCCUGUUGUGAAGAGAACUGAGGCAGAUUUGACAGCUUGAAGAUGUCGGCGAAGGCUAUAUCUGAGGCAAAGGGCAAAGAACUGCUCAAUAAAUUCCUGGGAGAUGUUGCCAUGAAGAAUCGCUUUGUCUCCAUUGAUGAAACCGUCAACUGGAACCAGGUCCUUCAAGACAAUACCUGGCUUUCUAACGAGAAGCUUGUUGUGAAGCCGGAUCAGCUGAUAAAGCGGCGUGGCAAACUGGGCUUGAUCAAGGCCGGUGCUGACUUCCAGGGUGUCCAAGAAUGGCUCAAGACCAAACUGGGAAAAGAUUUUGAGAUUGGAGCUGCUAAAGGCAGAUUAAAGAACUUCAUCAUCGAACCUUUUGUGGCUCAUAAACAGGAAGAAGAGUUUUAUGUGUGCAUUCAUUCACAUCGCACGGCUGACACUAUACUGUUUCAUCAUGAAGGAGGUGUUGACAUUGGGGAUGUCGAUGCCAAGGCUGUGAAACUUGACGUUGAGGUGGACGGAACUCUGUCGGCUGCCGAUGUACAGAGCAAGCUGCUGGCCAAGGUCCCUGCAUCCGCCAAACAACCUCUCACCGACUUCAUUGUAACACUGUACAAAGUUUACCAAGAUCUGCACUUCACUUACUUAGAGAUCAACCCUUUGGUUGUGAAAGGGGACCAAAUCUUCAUCCUUGAUCUUGCUGCAAAAAUUGACCAGUGUGCGGAAUUUCUGUGCAAAGCAAAAUGGGGCAAUGUAGAAUUCCCCCCGCCAUUUGGAAGAGAUGCUUUACCUGAGGAAGCUUACAUUGCAGACCUUGAUGCCAAGAGUGGAGCCAGUCUGAAGCUCACAAUUCUGAACAAGAAAGGCCGUAUCUGGACUAUGGUUGCAGGAGGUGGAGCCUCUGUCAUAUAUGCUGACACCAUUUGUGACCUUGGCGGUACUUCCGAACUGGCCAACUACGGAGAAUACUCCGGAGCACCCAGCGAGCAGCAGACUUACGAGUAUGCGAAAACUAUCCUCUCUCUCAUGACUGAGGAACGCCAUCAAGAUGGAAAAAUUCUCAUAAUUGGCGGAGGUAUUGCCAAUUUCACCAAUGUAGCAUCAACUUUUAAGGGCAUUGUGCGAGCUCUUGAGGAGUACCAGCUGAAGCUGAAUGAAGGCAACGUGUCCAUUUAUGUGAGGCGAGCGGGGCCAAACUACCAGGAGGGACUGAGGAUCAUGAGAGAGUUGGGCAACAGACUCGGCCUGCCAAUCCAUGUGUUUGGGCCGGAGACACACAUGACUGCUAUUGUGAGCAUGGCCUUGGGAAAACGAGACAUCCCCACAACACCCAAAGCUCUUCCGACCACCGCCAACUUCCUUCUGCCAGCCUCCGCUAAUCAGCAGGGACGCCAGCCGUCUCCCAGCUCCAGCAGAAGAAACUCCCAGGACAAGGGCACCCCGUCGUCAAAGACCGCAGCCACGUCCCCCCCCUCGGGCGUGAACGGAGGCUCGGCCAGCCCAGCGGAGUACAACUUGUUCAGCGCCUCCACCGAGUGCAUCGUGUGGGGCAUGCAGCAGCGGGCGGUCCAGGGCAUGCUGGACUUUGACUACGUCUGCUCCCGCUCCAAGCCCUCGGUCGUUGCCAUGAUCUACCCUUUCACUGGUGACCACAAACAGAAAUUCUACUGGGGCCACAAAGAGAUCCUCAUCCCUGUGUACAAAAACAUGGCUGACUGCAUGCAGAAGCAUCCCACCGCUGACACCUUGGUCAACUUUGCCUCCCUGAGAUCUGCCUACGACAGCACCAUUGAAACUCUCUCAUUCCCACAGAUUCGUUCCAUAUCUAUCAUUGCUGAGGGCAUUCCUGAAAAUCUCACAAGACAUUUGCUGAAGGUUGCAAAAGCAAAAGGAGUCUCAAUGAUUGGACCUGCCACUGUCGGAGGUGUGAAGCCUGGCUGCUUCAAGAUUGGCAACACUGGAGGCAUGCUGGACAACAUUCUGGCUUCCAAACUGUACCGCCCCGGAAGUGUUGCCUAUGUGUCAAGAUCUGGUGGCAUGUCCAAUGAGCUGAACAACAUCAUUGCGCUGAACGCCGACGGAGUGAAUGAGGGCAUUGCCAUUGGAGGGGACAGAUAUCCAGGCUCCACUUUCAUGGAUCAUAUCUGGAGAUAUCAACAGAAUCCUGAUGUGAAGAUGAUUGUACUCCUGGGAGAGGUUGGAGGUGUUGAAGAGUACCAACUUGUCGAAGCUUUGAAAUCUGGAGCUGUGAACAAACCUGUCAUCGCAUGGUGUAUUGGAACUUGCGCCAAGAUGUUCACAUCAGAGGUCCAGUUUGGUCAUGCUGGAGCCUGUGCCAACGCGGACGCCGAGACUGCCAGUGCCAAGAACGAUGCUCUCAGGGCUGCUGGAGCUACCGUGCCACGCAGCUUUGACGAAUUGGGAACAGCAAUACAGGAGGUGUUCACCAAGCUUGUGAAUGCAGGCGCCAUCGUGCCGAAACCAGAGACCGCUCCUCCCACAGUGCCGAUGGACUUCAACUGGGCCAGGGAACUGGGUUUGAUCAGGAAGCCAGCAUCCUUCAUGACCAGUAUUUGUGAUGAGAGAGGCCACGAACUCCUGUAUGCAGGCAUUCCCAUCACAGACAUCUUCAAGGAGGACAUGGGCAUCGGCGGAGUGCUCAGUCUGCUGUGGUUUCAGAGAAGACUGCCACGUUACGCGGCCAAGUUCAUUGAGAUGUGCCUCAUGGUGACUGCUGACCACGGACCGGCCGUCUCUGGGGCCCACAACACCAUCGUGUGUGCCCGCGCCGGCAAGGAUCUCAUUUCCUCUCUCACCUCUGGUCUUCUUACCAUUGGAGACCGGUUUGGUGGUGCUUUGGAUGCUGCUGCGAAGCAGUUUAGCAGUGCCCGGGACAGCGGUAUUAUCCCCAUGGAGUUUGUGAACGAGAUGCGCAAGAAGGGCUCCCUUAUCAUGGGUAUUGGCCACAGAGUGAAAUCUCUGAACAACCCAGACAUGCGAGUGGUGAUCCUCAAGGAGUACGCCCAGAAACAUUUCCCUGCUACCCCGCUGCUGGACUUUGCUCUGGAGGUGGAGAAGAUCACGACAUCCAAGAAACCGAACUUGAUCCUCAACGUGGAUGGAAUGAUCGGUGUUGCGUUUGUCGAUCUCCUCCGCAACUGUGGCUGCUUCACAAGGGAGGAGUCUCAGGAGUUCCUCGACAUCGGUGCUCUGAACGCCCUCUUUGUCCUGGGCCGCAGCAUGGGAUUCAUUGGCCACUUUUUGGAUCAGAAGCGUUUGAAGCAGGGAUUGUACCGCCAUCCAUGGGAUGACAUCUCCUACAUCAUGCCCGAGACAAACAACACUGAGGCGAAUUCGGAUUCCAUUUGAGCAGUGUGAGCAGUUGUAUUGGUCUGAGAGUGAAGUGAAGUACACGUUUGUGUUCCUCUCUGUUUUAGAUGGGAAGUUCUUGAAUGAAGCUUUUGAUAACUAAAAGAGAUUUUUUGCCACUGUGAUUCAUACGAGUGUGUGUGUGAAUGAGAUUGUUGCCAUCCUUACAAUUGGUCGCUUUUAAGCACAAGGGGGCUGUCCCAGAAAAUGCUGUUUUGAGAAAAUCAAAGUGAAAGUUUUUGAACUCUUGUUCAGUUUCUCUAAAAAAAACGAAGGAGAUUUUUCUUUAUAACCAAACAAUACACCUAAAAGCGACCAAUUUGGUGUUCAAUUUGUAGUUUAUUUUUUUCCUAUCGAUGUCAUAGAAGAAUGUUCACAUAGAUUUCGGAUAGAAAGUUCUUGAUCUGAAAAUCAUUUUCACCAUCGUGUGUUGGAAAAAUUUGUAUGAGAGAUUUUAAUUUUGUGUAAUGAGUAUGUGAAGUCUGUUUUCAAUUCCUACUCACUGAUGGGUUGUUUUUUUUCUAUGGGUCUUAUUUACGUCAUGAAACAACCGCCAGCAUGCUGCAAUUUGUAAAGUUGAUUUUUUUCUGCGAAUUAUGUGUUCAGGUUCAUAAAGCGCAGUUCGAGGUUUCAAAGAAUUUUACUUUGAGUUGAGUGGCUGUCGAUUUGGUGCCCUUUCCUGCAACGCUGGAUGUUGUUCAACGCAAAAGUAGGCUGUGAAUACGGAUGUUUCACGUCCGUAUUGUUGAGAUUGUCUUUUCUUACGAUCACAUGCCGAAGAAAGAAGAAUACACUACGAGGCGUUGGAUUGUUGUAUCGGCCUGCCUGCACGUAUUGUGUAACCCCAAUAUGUUUGUGUUUUCUAUUCACUUUAUCAGCUUCUGUGGACUUAUGUUUUUACAUCUAUUCAUUUUGGGUCAUUUUUUGUUACUCAUUGCUUUUGUAACGCUUUUUGAUUUAUUUAUUUCGAAUGUAUGGUCACAUUUUCCUUAGUUGUGAUUGCAAUGGUUUGUCAUUGAUAAUAAUUUAUGUACCGUUUCAUUUGUUGUUAAAACAAACAAAAAAGCCACGUAUAUAUAUCUAUAUAUAUAUGCUGUCAUUUUGUUUAAAAAUUCUGUUCUGUGUGAUAUUUUAAUCUUUUUUAUUUUCUUUUGAGCAUGUGAUUUUUUAAAAAGUGGGACCAUGUAAAUGAAAUUAACUUACCGAAUACGCAAGUAUGUCCAUUGAGUUUUUGAGUAGGGUCAUGUGGAAGUGUGUACUGAUAUUGAAAUCUAAGAAUGGUGUGUAAAGUAAAUUUGCUUUCCUUACAAAGAGUUACAAGUUCGUGUGCCUGAUGUGCUAGGUGAAGGUUAGUGUUUUCUCAACAUUUUGCUCGACCAUUUCCACGCUCUGUGGUCUACUGACUUUAUGGAACAGUGUUGUUGGGUUUUUUUGAGCUGCGGUGUGACUUUUGAGAAUGUUCAGAUUUUUAGUCAGACUUGCUGUGAAAAUGGCUCUGCAACAGAAUUUUUCUUCAUCGUGUAGAAAUGAAAUGUGAGGCAGCGUGGUGGAAUCAGGCUCUCGUCAAUUUUCGGGCAUGUAGAGUUAUUGGUAUCACCUUAAUAAAGCUUGUUCACUUGUCUUUAUUUGGAUGAAAAAAAUAUCCAUUUAUCUUGAAUACAAGUCUAGAUAUUUGCGAAUGAAGGAGGUUGGGGUCACCUGUUUUCAGAGGUAAAUUUAGUGAGAAAAUGGCCACCAGAGAUUAGUUAUUUCCUUAGCUUAAGAGUCCGUGGUAACUGAAAAGUUACAUUUUUUGUGCCUUUAAUCAACAUUUUUCAGAAAAAUCCACACAGAAAUGAAUUCUUUAAUGGGCAUGAAAAGUGUUGAGCCAAAAAACAAAAAAAUUUGAUAAAAGUUCACAAACCUGCAGAAAAAUGCAGGUUUCUUCACUUUGAACAUUUUGAGGAGAGCCUGAUUGCACCAUGUCUUGACACAAAUAAUCAUGUCCAGUUCCAGCUAGCUAGCUAGCAUUGUUAGCAUUUAGAUGGUGCUGUAUCACACAGGACUUGUUUCUGUUCUUUGUUAUCUGGGUCUUAUGAUAAGAGUGUGUCGCAUUCUUGCUAACUUUUUUUUAGUACUACUUAUGGUUAGAGACAACAGUAAAAGAGGGAGUGAAAAAAAUCU